AUGAAGGUGCUUAUUCCCCUCGCCACCGCGCUUGCGGCUCUUGUUCCCCUCACGCGGGCUGAAGAUGCCGGCGUAACCGAACCAGUUGCUCCAGCUUCGCAGUUGGAUGAGACUACCCAGGAGUUGGAGGUCGACGAUCCCACUGCUGUAAGCAGUGAAGAAUCUGAAGAAACCUCUCCCCGGCUUUUCUUCCUGGACAGGCUGUAUCACCAGUUCCUUCAAUCAUUCUAUAAUGCAAAGUUUCCUCCUCCUCAUCAUGGGCCACCCCACCACUACCCUCAUCCUGAGCCUCCCCACCACUACCCCAAACCUGAGCCACCCCACCACUACCCCAAACCUGAGCCUCCCCACCACUACCCCAAACCUGAGCCUCCCCACCACUACCCCAAACCUGAGCCUCCCCACCACUACCCCAAACCUGAGCCACCCCACCACUACCCCAAACCUGAGCCUCCCCACCACUACCCCAAACCUGAGCCACCCCACCAUCAUCAUCAUGAUCACAAUCAUCAUCACCACCACCACCACACCCCACCACACCCUCCGAAGACAACCACCACCACUUGCCCACCAACUACCACAACGACCACGUGCCCACCAAGCCAUCAAAAGCCUCCUCACAACCAUCACCACAACCACCAUCACCACCAUCACCACCACGCUCCUCAACACCCUCCUAAGACUACCACAACGACCUGCCCUCCAACAACGACCACCACCACCACUCCCUGCCCCCCUGAAAAACCAGAUAAGCCCCACCACCCUCAUCCUCCCCAUUUCCCACACCCUUCUCCCCCGCAUCACCACCGCCCCCACCCCAUGCCUCCCCACCACCACCACCACCACAACCAUCACCACCACCACCAUCCCGAGCAUCCCCACCAGGAGGAACACAAGCCCUCGCCCCAUUCCUACAAUCCCGACUAUGCCUGGUAA
This is a messenger RNA of Cyclospora cayetanensis, 936 nucleotides long. RefSeq names its product histidine-rich glycoprotein-like. Lineage: Eukaryota; Apicomplexa; Conoidasida; Eucoccidiorida; Eimeriidae. The transcript has a single exon. The coding region runs from base 1 to 936 and encodes 311 amino acids. The record is from RefSeq and is a predicted model, not a curated record.